Cylindrotheca closterium is the source of this 822-nucleotide messenger RNA. The record is from the annotation of a GenBank genome assembly. Lineage: Eukaryota; Bacillariophyta; Bacillariophyceae; Bacillariales; Bacillariaceae.
AUGUCGAUUACAUACGAAGAUGCGUUGUCAACGCUGGAGGCCAUGUUUGGGGCUCCUUGGACUCGAGAGACCCUAGAUACUGUCCUCCGUCAUGAAAAAGGUCACAUGGAAAACACUUGCGAACGUAUUUUGAAUCAUGGCGAUAAGGAUCCUCAAAUUCUGGUGGAUCGUCUACAAUCGGGAGAACCUGACCCACAGCAGGCCAUUGAUGAAGCCUUGGCCCUACAAUUGAGUGCUCAAGAACAAGGAGGUGGAAGAGGAGGAGGGAGUCGGCCAGCACCAGCUACUUCCGGCAAGAAGAAAGCACAAGCCGCCGCCGGCCAGAAAGGAAGAGGCGUUCCCACUUCAUUGCCCGACGACUUUUUGCGAGUGCCUGGUUUUAAAAUACCGGCCAAUGCAGGAGCUUCUGCUGCGGCAACGCCCAUGGACGAUGAGAGUUUGGCACGCAUGUUGCAGGACGAACUCUUUUCCGAAGAAUUGGCAAGAAAUCCCGAUUUUGCCCACUUGGCUCGUGGACGAGGUGGAGGAAGGUCUGCUCCAGCACAACGGAGAUCUAAUGCAACAGCACCACCACCGAAUCCAUUUGAAGGUGUCAAUGUGAUGGAGAAGCUAUCAGAAAUGGGCGACAAUACCCGCCGACGCCUCCAAAUCAUGGCCCGCAACUUUGAAUUGAAGCUCAAUGCCAACAAGGCACCAGUAGGUGGCGGUGGUGGUACUGGCAUACCGGAGAAUACUAGUUCGGCAGCAGAACGUAGAGGAUUGUUGGACGAUGAUGAUGAUAUGGAACAAAUUGAAUUUGAAAUGCACAAGAAGCGUGCGUAG